Messenger RNA from Effrenium voratum, 990 nucleotides. The record is from the annotation of a GenBank genome assembly. Lineage: Eukaryota; Dinophyceae; Suessiales; Symbiodiniaceae.
AUGGAUCGGCGGGUGACCAUCGUCACCGAGGGCUCCCGAGGGGACUGGCAGCCCUCGGUGGCUGCGGGCGCGGCGCUGCGCCAGGCGGGAUUCCAAGUCCAGCUGCUGGGGUCGACAGAUGUCAAGGCCAUGGCACAGCAAUACGAUCUCUUCUUCGUGGAGACUUGGCCCAUCUCCAGCAAGGACUACUCGACGCAACCAAAACAAGUGGAGGCAAUCACAGAAAACAACUUUGUCAAGCUCACUGCCGCUGCGGCCGCCAUUCGGGAGCCCAUGCACGAACUCGUCCUCACGAGAACGGUGGAAGCUUUGAAGACCUUCAAGCCAGACGUCGUGCUCACCAGCCUCUUGUCUUUUGUUGAAACCCUCUUCAUCUGCAAGGCGUUGAAGAUCCCAGUGCUCUUCUUUGGACUGCAGCCGAUGCUGGCUAGCAGACAUGUGGGAGUCAUGGGAGUGUUCCCGGUAUUGCCAGACGUGUUUCGCCUCAACCUGCGACUUUGGGAUUGUCUCAAUCGGCACUUCGUGAGCAUGGUGAACACAACCGCUGGCCCCAUAUUGGAGAAGCUCCUCCAGGUGCCCAAAAGGAGUUUUUCAGCCAGCUUGGCAGAGCUCUACGAGCAUUGCAGCUGCCACCCCCGGUACCCCAUCCUCUUUGGGAUCAGCGGGACUUUGCAUCUUCCUCUGCCGCCGGACUUCACAGAGAUGUGCAAGGUUCUAGGCCCCAUGGAACUUGAGAAGCAGGAGGGCAAAGACUUUGGAGAAGAGGAGGACUCCGCAGCCCUGGAGAGGUUCCUGGCAGAAGGGGAGGCGCCUGUGUACAUUGGAUACGGAUCCAUGAUUUGCAGGAGCGGGCGGUACAUGACCGAGCUGAGCGUGCGCGCCCUCAUGCUCGCGCAGCGACGGGGGGUGCUACUCGGAGGCUUCGCAGAGAUGUCGGAGCAAAAGGUGGAAGAUCUGGAGCUGCUGGCCUACUGCAAAGAAAAGGCCUGA